Messenger RNA from Notolabrus celidotus (New Zealand spotty), 4171 nucleotides. RefSeq names its product homer scaffold protein 1b (gene homer1b). Gene Ontology annotation, cellular component: plasma membrane; cytoplasm; dendrite. The transcript has 10 exons. The coding region runs from base 569 to 1660 and encodes 363 amino acids. The record is from RefSeq and is a predicted model, not a curated record. Gene Ontology annotation, molecular function: G protein-coupled glutamate receptor binding. NCBI's taxonomy places the organism in Eukaryota, Metazoa, Chordata, Actinopteri, Labriformes, Labridae. Gene Ontology annotation, biological process: G protein-coupled glutamate receptor signaling pathway; regulation of store-operated calcium entry.
UACAGCUUUAGCACAGAAACUGCAGGUUAUUUAAACACAUGCACACGAGUCGGCACGCCAGUAUUGAUGAGGAGGGCAGGGGUUUGACACGUGAGCCGAUAGAAAAGGUAUCAGUUGGUGAUGCAGAAGCACAAAAGAUGCUGCUUGUUCAGGCAGCACGGCUUCUGCACCCUUUCAGCUAGGAUCUGUAGUUUACACGACAACAGCAGGACCCUUUUCGGAUCUUCAUUGGACCCAGCGCUGGAUCUCCCAUAGCGCUGCUGCUGCCGGUGCUGCUGCUGCUGCUGCUGCUGCUGCUGCUCCAUCAUCAUCAUCAGCCCCUUAACACCAAGGGUGGAAAAGAAGAUCUGAUUUCCUUACCAUGUGCACAACGACAUGUAUUUUUUAUUUCACACGGUGACAGUGUAGGGGAAUGGAGCAGUUGUCAUCAAAUUCCUGCAGACGCACCGACGGGGAUACAUUGAAGGCUGUCGUGUAGACAGAAGACCUUCAUACGCAGCAGCGGCCAAUCCACGAGACACAUUUUCAUUAUAAGCGAGGAAGGACCAGCGGUCAAGUGUCGCCUCUCAUGUCUGCCACAACAAUGGGAGAGCAGCCCAUCUACAGCACCCGGGCCCAUGUCUUCCAGAUCGACCCCAACACCAAGAAGAAUUGGCUGCCAACCAGCAAGCAUGCCGUCACGGUCUCCUACUUCUAUGACAGUACACGCAACGUGUACCGCAUCAUCAGCCUGGACGGCACCAAGGCAAUAAUCAACAGCACCAUCAGUCCAAACAUGACGUUCACAAAGACCUCACAAAAGUUUGGCCAGUGGGCGGACAGUCGAGCCAAUACUGUGUAUGGCCUGGGAUUCUCCACUGAGCAUCAUCUUGCCAAGUUUGCAGAAAAGUUUGCAGAGUAUAAGGAGGCAGCACGGCUUGCUAAAGAGAAGAGUCAAGAAAAGAUGGAGAUGGCCACGUCACCAUCUCAGGAGUCUCCAGGCGGUGAGCUUUCAUCACCUUUGACCCCUGUGACUCCGCCCAUGGAAAGCAUCAAUGGUACAGAUGAUAUCUGUGACACAACUCCAAACUCAGACACCUCUCCAGGUCCAGCGCAGAAUGCGCUGGCAUUCGCACACAGCCCCGCCAUGACAAAACACUGGGAGGCCGAGCUGGAGGCACUAAAGGGGAACAAUGCCAAGCUAACAGCAGCUCUGCUGGAGUCCACAGCCAACGUUAAACAGUGGAAACAGCAACUGGCUGCCUACCAGGAGGAGGCCGAGAGACUACACAAACGGGUGACUGAGCUGGAGUGCCAGAGCAACCAAACUCCUGUGAUCAAAUCCCAGAAGACUGAACUCAACCAAACCAUAGAGGAACUGGAGAAUACACUAAGAGAUAAAGAAGAGGAAAUGGAAAAGUUAAAAGAAGAACUGGAAAACAUGAACGACCUGAUGGAGCAGAAAGACACCCUCACCCAGAAACUUGAGGAGACAGAGCUACGUGGUCGGGUGCUGGAGGAGCAGCUGGCAGGGGCAGAACAGCGGCUAGAAGAGAACCAGGAGGAGCAGGAGAAUUUUAGGAAGAGCCUGCGGACGCUGCUGGAGAUGCUGGACGGCAAAAUCUUUGAGCUGACGGAGCUCAGAGACACCUUGGCGCGGCUCAUAGAGGAGGCCAGUUAGAGUCAGAGCUCCCUAAACCCCACAGACAGACAGAGCCAUAUGAUAAUUUACAACCCGACACUCUCAAAUCUACCACUCCUAUCACCCUUCACUUUUUCCUCAUUUACCCCCUUCAAAUUACAACUGCUACAAUACACUGCCCCUAUUCUGAUUUUGCUCAAAAAGGGCAGCUAAUCCCUCUUUUAUACCUUGCAGGCAUCAAGCUCUAACCAACCGCAGUCACACCUGUAGUUCAAGACAACGCAGGGACUACCUCAUCUUGCCUUCUGAUUGGCUGGUGUUGGCGUAACCUCGGUUGAAUUGAUCCCUCUCAGUUGUAAUGAUGCCAAUGCAACUGCCCCCCAAACCCCCUUCAACCCACCCACACACUCAGAUUUAACUUGAGAACUGUGCCUCAGUGCCAUCUGCUGUUUGACUGGGAGAGCUGCAGCAAAGCGUGCAGUAUCAUAACAUUACACACAUACACCCCCCUUUCUUCCUCUCUAAACUGCCCCCCCAAGGGAAAUGUUGAAAGUCAUAAGGAAAUAAAUGCUGUUAAGACUCAGAGAACUGCGCCAAAGCUGCCAAAUCCCCCCGAAAUAUUGUCCUCUGACUAGCAGAUGCUUUGAUCCAAAGUGACUUACUGUACAGAAGAGGCUCUGAACAGAGAACUUGAGCUGGGGCUGCCAGCGGAGUGUAAUUGAAACAGAGAAUCAAAAGACGGCUCUCAACAAACCCAUUAGUUUUACCUGUUGGCCUUUGGGGAUUUCAGUGCUGCUCCUUAGCCCGGACACACAGGGCUCCGGGGUAAAUGAAGUUUGUUUUUCUUUUCCAUAGGAAGUUAAUGACUGCUAUAUUAUAUCCACAGCCUAUUCAAAUCCCUAUAAGAUAGAUGAGUAUUGAAUCUUCCAGAGGCAUUGUUCAUGCCACACUGAAAUUUUAGAUUUGACAUGAGAUUUCCUGUAUCCAGACUGCUUCCACCAUCACUGACAGCUGACCUGUCUUCCUGCCAAACUCAGUGUGGUGUGUGUUUCCCAACAAGGCCUGAACUACGACAUAGCGUGUGCCUUCCAAGCACACACGUGUGGACACAUGUUUGUACAUAAUGUGUGUGUGUGUGUUUUGUGCUGUGAGAAAGAGAAAGACCAUGUUAGCGGAUGCCGAGGCCUACACACACACACACACACACGCACGCACACACACACACACUGAGCAAUACCAGACAGGCUCUAUAUGACACCUCUAUGUAACUCUAUCAGGUACUCUACUCAGUGGACUCAUGCAGAUUGGUCAAAUGCAACUCAGCUCAUCCCCCCCUUAUCCAACAGAAAGUGUACUACUGUUGACCGCGAACCUGUGUGGCAGCCCUAUCUGGACGAAGUAGUGCAUCAUGAAGGGCUUAUAGAGUGUCAUCUUAGUGUUCAUAGAUCUCCACCCUCAGUGAAACUGGCCGCAGAUUUUCACUCCUCAUGGGUGAACACAGAACUGUACUCAGUUUCUAUACUUUUUUUACACAGGCUAUAACACUAAUGAUAUAAUAACUGAACUGUACAGGACAACUUUAUACUCAUAACGCCAAUUGUAAAUGAAUGGAUGGAUAACUCAAAUGCAGUAACACCCUGCAGUGGCUUAUUGUUGUGUAUUAACCCAUGGAAGAGUAUUGCAUAGUCAUUAUAGAGUAUGUAGUCUGUAGGUAAACAAUGAAAACCUCUUCAAUAUAUAUUUAACAACACAAUGUAAACACAUAGUGUUAAACAUGCUGUACCAAAACAUACACCUAUUGAGCAGCCCCCUCUUCCAGUAAAUCCCAGAACUGUAACUUAAACUCGCUUCCUCCAAAAUCACUUUAUUACUCUAAAUUUACAUCCUCACGUGAAAUGCUGCUUACAUAACCUUUCUAUUGAGCACCCUGUUUGCACUGUGUUAUUACACUGUUGUAACUACAUUAUAUAUAAAGAGAUUUGCAUUCAGCACUAGCACAGCAUAAUUCUGUACUUUUUUGUAGUUAGUCACACAGGUUAAUACACUGGAAUAAGACCCAUGUUGAGGGGAAAGCUACCCUUUUUUUGUUUUCUGGUUAUAUUUGACAGUCAAUUGACAGAUGGAAUACCUUGAUAUUAAUGCUAUUGUUAAUGAAUGCCUUUGUACAGUAGUGGAUAAGAAGCUUUUCAUUCUCCUGUUUUGUAACUUAUGGUAUUUAAAUGUAGGUAUUAUUAUUGUAUUUAGAGGUAUGAGAGGACUGGCAAUAUUUUUGACUAUUUAAAGUAAUUUUGAACUCAUGAUAUUAAAGAGGUACCUCAGGCUAAGAUGUGUGAAGAUUGGUGAGAGUUGUGUGUUUGCAGGUGAAAGGAUUUACCAAAUGUUGGUAAAAAAAAAAAAAAAAAAGAUCAGGAGACACACGUGUUGGUGCUGCAGCCAAACCUAAUCCUUUGUUGAAUUCAAACAAAGACAGCCCCACCGGGCUGAAAACACACUUAUGUGAACUGAGAAAUGUUAUGUUUUAUAUUCAAAUACAGUAAACCCAAAAUUCAA